UGGCAAUAUUUCCUAGAGUAGAACUCAAUCGUCAUUGCACAAACAAUCUACGAGAAAUCGAACAAUCAUUAAUUUGGAAAAUUUCUUGAUUUGAUGUCGAGCACGAUCCUGGUUUUUAUUAAACAGAUUCGUCAUCGCCUGCUGCAAAAUUUCCAAUGGAGGUAGGAUUGGUAUUCCCAAACGAACUUGAGGACUUUAUCGCAAAAUUCUACAUCCCUUCGUACAUCCUCGUUCCAGAUGGGAGGGCGGAGCGCUUGCUCGAUGUGCCGGAAAGCCCAGUUUUAGUAUUCAUCAACUCCAAGAGUGGUGGUCAAUUAGGUGCUCAACUUCUCGACACAUAUCGCUCUUUACUCAAUAAAAAACAGGUUUUUGAAUUGGGAGAAGAAGCUCCUGAUAAAGUGUUGCAUAGGAUUUUCCUCAAUCUUGAGAGGCUCAAGCAAAAUGGUGAUCAAUUUGCUCCUAAACUUGAGAAGAAGUUGAGAGUAAUUGUUGCCGGAGGAGACGGCACGGCUGCCUGGCUUUUCGGGGUAAUUUCCGAUCUGAAAUUGUCUCAGCCGCCUCCCAUUGCCACUGUACCUCUCGGAACCGGAAAUAAUCUUCCUUUCGCGUUCGGUUGGGGCAAGAAGAAUCCCGAAACAGACCGUGAUUCGGUAAUCGCAUUCUUGGAUCAAGUGAGGAAAGCAAGAGAAAUGGUGAUGGACAGUUGGCACAUAACGCUGCGGAUGAAGACACGACAAGAACACGAAUACGAGCCCAUUGCCCCUCUCGAGCUGCCCCACUCGUUGCACGCAAUCAAACGCGUGCUCCCGACGGACGACCUCAAUCUAGAAGGCUACGACACAUUCCAAGGAGGGUUUUGGAACUAUUUCAGCAUGGGGAUGGAUGCUCAAGUCUCUUAUGCGUUUCACUCGGAGCGCAAACUCAACCCAGAAAAGUUCAAAAACCAGCUGGUUAAUCAGAGCACAUAUGCGAAGCUCGGAUGCACGCAAGGGUGGUUUUGUGCCCCUCUCAUUCAUCCGUCUUCAAGAAAUAUUGGUCAGAUAUGUAGAGCUAAGAUCAUGAGGAAGCACGGAGACUGGCAAGACAUCCCUAUUCCUACCAGCAUUCGGUCUAUUGUAUGCCUCAAUCUGCCAAGCUUCUCCGGGGGGCUGAAUCCAUGGGGAAUUCCGAAUCCAAGAAGGCGGCGUGAUAGGGAGUUCACCCCGCCUUACGUGGACGACGGGUUACUUGAGAUAGUAGGGUUCAAAGAUGCUUGGCAUGGCCUAGUCUUACUCGCUCCGAACGGACAUGGGACGCGCCUUGCACAGGCAAACCGUGUAAGAUUUGAAUUCCGAAGAGGAGAAGCAGAAGACACUUACAUGAGGAUUGAUGGGGAGCCAUGGAGACAGCCGCUUCCCUUUGAAAACGACGAUGAUGGCAUGGUUGUAGUGGAGAUCUCUCAUCAUGGCCAAGUCAAGAUGCUUGCCACAAACGAAUGUAAAUCCAAAAGUGUUCUUGAUCCUUCAUCCCUUCCUUCGUCUCCGAUGGCACACGAUGACGACAAGGACAGCGACAAGGAGGAGGAGGCCAGUGGGGACGAGUGGAGGAAAUUCGGGGCUGCAGACACCUUCAGGAUUCCAGAUGAUGUCGACAUAUCUCGUGUCAGUUAA
Salvia miltiorrhiza (redroot sage) is the source of this 1649-nucleotide messenger RNA. Its product is annotated as diacylglycerol kinase 5-like. The coding region runs from base 156 to 1649 and encodes 497 amino acids. NCBI's taxonomy places the organism in Eukaryota, Viridiplantae, Streptophyta, Magnoliopsida, Lamiales, Lamiaceae. Gene Ontology annotation, molecular function: ATP-dependent diacylglycerol kinase activity. The transcript is spliced from 13 exons. The record is from RefSeq and is a predicted model, not a curated record.